UAUUAUAUUUAGCACAAAAAGUGUAGUCAUUGGUAUAAAAAUAGCAAUCAUCCCAUAGUUCCGAAAUCGAAGAGAAUUGAAAAGACGAUUCUUGUGUCUGAAAUUCCAGAACAAUCUUCUCUCUUAAGUUUUUUCUGUAGUUGAAUUGAAUUGAAGAAGAAAUGGCGGAUCAGCUAACCGAUGACCAGAUCUCUGAGUUCAAGGAGGCCUUCAGCCUAUUUGACAAGGACGGAGAUGGUUGCAUCACGACUAAGGAGCUUGGGACUGUGAUGAGGUCGCUGGGACAGAACCCCACUGAAGCAGAGCUCCAAGACAUGAUAAACGAGGUGGAUGCAGAUGGUAACGGAACCAUUGACUUCCCUGAGUUUCUAAACCUCAUGGCCAGGAAAAUGAAGGAUACUGACUCCGAGGAGGAGCUGAAAGAGGCAUUCAGAGUGUUCGACAAGGAUCAAAAUGGCUUCAUCUCUGCAGCUGAGCUUCGUCAUGUGAUGACUAACCUUGGGGAGAAGCUUACUGAUGAAGAAGUUGAUGAGAUGAUUAGGGAAGCAGAUGUCGAUGGUGAUGGUCAAAUUAACUAUGAGGAGUUUGUUAAGGUCAUGAUGGCCAAGUAAUUUCACCAUCUCUUAUUUAAGUUGAAGUUUAGACUUGUUAAAAAUGUGAAAAAUCCAAAAAUAUUUCAUUGGAUAGGAUUUGCCUAGUGUAAUGUGUUUCGUUGUACCAUCUGGAUGUAUUGGACCUGGGAAUGAAUGUAAUGCUUUAUUGUAAGAGUGGUGGAGCAUCUUUCCUCUUCUUCUUCUCUAUAUUCUUUUGUGUACUACUCUUAAUUGAUGAAUGCAGUUUCAUUAUCAGCA
Molecule: messenger RNA, 851 nt
Organism: Nicotiana tabacum (common tobacco)
Lineage: Eukaryota; Viridiplantae; Streptophyta; Magnoliopsida; Solanales; Solanaceae
Product: calmodulin-7
Cellular component (GO): myosin II complex
Molecular function (GO): calcium ion binding
Source: RefSeq, a predicted model, not a curated record